AUGCAAAGAAAGAACACCAUCGAACAUCAUCCAACAACAACAAGCACCACCACGGCAAGCUCACUCCAAUCAUCAUCUUCCUCCUCCGCAUCAUCAUUGGAUGAAGAGGAGAGAGAAGUGGAACGUCAAGAAUUUGUUCAAUUCCUCACCAACAUGUCCCAAUUAGAAUCCACUCACAAAAUUGUGCAUCUGAAUCGGGUUCCUUUUGUUGUGAGUAUGAGAGUCAUUCGGCCAAUCCUUAAUGCCAUUACAAGUGAUAUUCAUCACAUUACUACCUCCAAUCAUACAUUAACUUUGAAUGGAAUGGAUCAACAUAACAUAGCCCUGAAUCAAAAUACCAUGUCUCUAUUGGACGGCAUGGUCCAACAACAACAACAACAUUUAUAUCUUUCAUCGAUGGUGGUUGGAACAGCCUUUGAUUCAUCCUCGUCAUUGAAUCAUCAAAAUCAAGGAGGAAUGAAUCAUCCUUCUGGUUCAAUGGGACCUGGCUCUUUGGAUCCGAGUCAAUGGCAGCAAUCCUUGUUGGCUCCUCUCCAUUCAAACGCAUCACUGACACGUGAACACAAGGAACAAUCACUCCGGCUCCUUUUCUCGUGUACCAAUGGAAGUGAUGAAUACUAUGAAUGUGAUUUGGGAUUUGAAGAGUUACAAGAACAUCGCAGAAAGAUCUCCAUGAACCACUUGUCAUGGUCCAAUUAUUUGAAGUAUUUGAGAAAUGGAUUGUUUUACUUUGGGAGCAGCUCCAUGGAAAGGCUCCAACAGGAAACACUCAUGAGUGGCCAAAAUGUCCAUAAUAACACUACUAUAGGUAUCAGCAGCAAUAGUAGUAACAAUCAUGGUUUGUCCUCAGCAGAUGAUCCUACUCUUUCUCACGUCUCUCUUCAAUUUGAUGAGGAAAAUAAGGAAUCUAAGGAUAUUCUUCAAUUAGUCAUUUACUCUCCACUUCAGCAGCAGUCGAUGAUGAGUGUUUCCCAUCCCAAGUCGUCAUCCUCCCCAACAACAACAACUCUGCCUCCAUCCUCUGAAACUGGUCAAAAAGCUGGUUCGUCCUCAUUGACCUCAACCACAAAUUCUCCAUCCAUUCGCCUCAAAUUUCUCUUUGAACUCUACGCCGUUCGUCAUGUAGUUGAUUUUACACAAAAAGUUCAACAAUUAUUGUUUGAUUUGGUUUCGUACAAUUCAUCACUGAGUGAGGUUCGUUUAUUGAAAGAUGCCAAACUCAUCUCUGACUUGAGACGUGAAUUGCAAGAGACCAAGCAAAAACUUCGUCAAGCACAAGAUCGACUCAUUCUCUACCAGCCUGGUGGUGAUGUUGGCUCUGGCUACAAUAGUGGAUCCUCUGACAGUGACCACGAAAAGAAGUCCUCCACAGCCGCAAAAAGAAAAGCUCCCAAGAGUCUUAUUAAUCCCAAUCAGAAGAGAGUGACACAAUCAAGAGGUGCCAAAAUUCAAUAG
Messenger RNA from Naegleria fowleri, 1455 nucleotides. RefSeq lists its product as uncharacterized. Bases 1 to 1455 code for a protein of 484 amino acids. The record is from RefSeq and is a predicted model, not a curated record. The transcript has a single exon. NCBI's taxonomy places the organism in Eukaryota, Heterolobosea, Eutetramitea, Acrasida, Naegleriidae.